Molecule: messenger RNA, 1783 nt
Organism: Botrytis cinerea B05.10
Lineage: Eukaryota; Fungi; Ascomycota; Leotiomycetes; Helotiales; Sclerotiniaceae
Gene: Bcpex4
Product: Bcpex4
Exons: 1
Coding region: 426-929 (167 amino acids)
Biological process (GO): protein K63-linked ubiquitination; DNA damage tolerance
Cellular component (GO): nucleus
Molecular function (GO): ubiquitin conjugating enzyme activity
Source: RefSeq, a predicted model, not a curated record
GAUGUGCUUGCUUGCUUGCUUUCAAGGUUAAGCUUCCUCGAGUGGCUGGUAAAAGAUAGCAUAGCAUAGCAUCUUCGAAACCCCGACGAUAUCGAUUUCGAUUUCGAUCUCGAUACUUUUCUUUGACUGUUAUCAUACGUUUGUAAGGAAGGCUCCUGGAUAGAAUUCCCAAGGCCGUGCGGUGUUUGUUUUCGAGGAAUAUUAGAUUUGUCUAUCGCUAUCGAUUUAUAAUUACGAUACUUGUGGGAGGAUAGGUUUUAUACCUUUUGUUUUCUUCUUCGGAUCACCACGGGCUUCUUUCCUGUGCUUCUUCCUGCGGAAAACUGGGGGUUUCAUUCGAGCUUUAUAUUACACGAAUCGCCUCGUGUCGUGUCGUGUCGUAUCGUAUCGUAUCGUAUCACAUUCCUCACAUCUCACUCGCAAACAUGUCUCGGUCACCCACCAAGCGAAUCCUCACCGAACUCUCCGCCUACAACCACUCCCCUCCCUCGGCCAGCCAAACGGGUAUCGUAGCACUGGCCCCCUCUCCGGCCUCCAUCCUCUCCCUCUCCGCCAUCCUGCAAUGUCCAGCCUCCUCCCCGCCCUCCCUCGGCUACCUCGGCGGUCGCUGGCUCCUCUCCAUCGCGCUCCCCACCAACUACCCCAUCGGCGCUCCCAUCAUCCGAUUCGUGACGAAAAUCUGCCAUCCGAAUGUGAAGUGGGAGACGGGCGAGAUUUGUCUGGAUGUGCUGGGCGAUAAGUGGACGCCGGUUUUGGGGGUUGUUGGCGCGUUGGAAUCGAUUGCGUCGUUAGUUGCCGGGGGCGGAGAUGAGACGAGUCCGUUGAAUGUGGAUAUUGCGAAGUUGAGGGGGGUGGGGGAUACGGUGGGUGCGAGGGCGCUGGUUGGGUGGUGGUGUGCGGAGGAGAGGUUUGAGGGGAGUUUGGAUUAGAGAGAAGGGGGGUGUAGGAAGUGAGAAGUGGGAAGUGGGAAUUGGGAAUGGAAAUUGGUGUGUGGGAAUGAAGACGUAUAUUUCGUCGAAUACCUCCCGAUGCGGAAUAUCUUCCACGAGACAGCGAGUUUGCAAACGGUUUGAGAACGCACUAGCAUUACAUUACAUCGCAUUGUGUUGUAUUGCAUCACAUCAACCACGGAUUCUAUCAAGCGCUACCUCACACACAACACACACAUACAAGAGACUACGAGAAUGAAAUGAAUACUUUGAACGAAUACAGCAAUUGGAGUUUGUUUCCUCAUAUUAGCACGGUGUUUGGGUUUUCAUACAUAUAUGUUGGCGGAGAAUAUUCUGAUUUUGAUUUUGAUUUUUGAUUUUUUUUUUUCUUCUCCUUUCGUUUGGAAAGAGAUGCAGGUGGGAUGAGAUGAGAUGAGAUGAGAUGGGAUGGGUAUUACAUCAUAUAUACAUAUAUGCAUACAUUACACGAAACUAGGAAAGGAAUAAGAAAGGUUGGGAAAGUCAUAAAGUUUCUUGUAUAUACAAACUUAUUAUUGAGAGAUUGGUGAGUGAGUGAGUGUUGAGGAUGAGAUGGGGUUUAUAUUCAUGAAUUCUUAUUCAUAUUCUCAUUUAUAUAUAGAGAAAGAGAGGAAUGAAAGUAAAGAGAAGAUGUAUAUUUUCCUUCCUGGGUAUUUAUCUACCUCGUUGCGUUUUUAACUCGUGGAUUUUGGGUUGUAGCGGCGGUUGUUGUGAUGAUGAGUAUGAUUGUAAUGUAGUUUGGAAGUUUGGAAGUUUGAAAUUUUGGGAUUUGAUGGCUUGAGGUGAAUAGAUAUUGUUGUUUUGUUCUUUCUGUA